AUGACUCAGGAUGAUGUGUUCAAGAUCUUGAACAAUCGAGGGAUUUUCGGCUGUCAAAUAGGAUUCCCCGCAAACUCCGACUAUAGUACACUAUUCGAAGAAAAACACGGGGCUCAAGAUCCGGCUCUUGCUCGGCUAUUGAUGGGGUCCAACGUUAACGUCCCAGGAAACCGAUUCUAUGGUACGAUAGUCAUUCAUGGGGCGAGCAUUGCAUUCAAAUUGAUCGACGGCCUGAAACUUCAUGCCAGCAAUGCAGUACAGCGCAAAUCAUCUGGAAUUCCUUGA
This is a messenger RNA of Botrytis porri, 285 nucleotides long. RefSeq lists its product as uncharacterized. Bases 1 to 285 code for a protein of 94 amino acids. The record is from RefSeq and is a predicted model, not a curated record. Lineage: Eukaryota; Fungi; Ascomycota; Leotiomycetes; Helotiales; Sclerotiniaceae. The transcript is spliced from 2 exons.